Molecule: messenger RNA, 4406 nt
Organism: Schistosoma guineensis
Lineage: Eukaryota; Metazoa; Platyhelminthes; Trematoda; Strigeidida; Schistosomatidae
Source: the annotation of a GenBank genome assembly
GGGGCGAAACAGCGGGCGAUUUGGAGAGUGUUUUGCCAUUUUAUCGUGGCUCACCGGACAUUGCGCAUCACUUAUAAUGUUAGCAUCUAGGUUCAAAAAGUUGUGCACCUGUUUUACUUCGUAUCAAGAUAUUCCAGCAAUUCUCCUACUAAUGCUACUAUAUGUUUUUCAGGGCAUUUCUAUCGGCAUUUCUGCUUCGAUUCCAUUUCUUCUUCAAUCAAAUUACCAUACCGGUGGCUAUAAUUUACAAGCAACAUUUUCAAUAUCAGCUUGGCCUUUUGCUAUGAAACUUCUCUGGGCUCCAAUAGUUGAUUCAAUUUACGUCAAUUUUAUUGGAAGACGGAAGACGUGGCUCAUAAUAACUCAGUAUGCAAUUGGAAUAGAGUUAAUUGUGCUAGCAAGUCGUAUCGAUGAUUGGUUUGGACGAGACCCCAACAAAGCGUGGAGUCAGUUGGGAUCACAUCAUCCAGUUGCUAUAAUACCCUUAACUAUAACAUUUUUCGUACUUACAUUUCUGACAGCUACACAAGAUAUUGCGGUUGAUGGCUGGGCCUUGACAUUGCUAUCGAAGAAGAAUGUUGGUUUGGCUUCUACUUGUAAUAAAGUUGGACAGAGCCUUGGUUAUGCGUUAUCAUUUAUUCCCUUAGUUUGCUUAGAGUCUCCUGAUAUUACUAACAAAUAUCUUAGACGAACGCCUAUAGCAGACAAAGGAUUAAUAACAUUUUCCGGUUUUCUCUAUGCAUGGGGUUUUGGUUUCAUGAUAUUUAACACAGUUUUGGUAAUAUUUAAACAUGAAAAAGGCUCGAAAUUGGAUGGGAUUAUACGUUACUUCGUAAGAAGUCGUUUAUUCAGUAAAUCGAACUACUCGACGCACUCAUUGAACAGUGAACAGACGGCAAAUAAAAACGAACAAACGGACGGAAGUGAAAAAGUCUCAUUGCUUAAUACAUAUAAGACUAUUAUUGGUGUUAUCCAACUGAAACCUGUCGCGUUGUAUUUGAUAUUGAUAGUUUCAGCAAAGGUAUGUGCUUUUGGUACAUAUACAGCUACAAAUUUAAAGCUAAUCGAACAGGGAUUUGCUAAAGAGAAACUGGCAUUAUUAAACCUUGGAUUUUUGCCAAUGGAAUUUAUUUUACCCUUGUUAUUUGUACGUUUUACUACUGGACUGAAACCAUUGACUACUGGUCUAAUGAUAUUUUUACCAAGGUUACUGACAAAUUGUUUAUUUAUUCCAAUUAUUCAUUUCAUACCGCAUUUUCGAAUGAUUUCAAAUGAUACCUUAAUGAUGAAUAAUUCGAAUAUGACAACAUUAAAUAAUUACACAACUACUACUAAUAAUAAUCAUACAAUUAUUUUAAUGAAAGAUAAACCAACUUAUUCAUUUCCAUUGAUAUUCUAUGCAAUAUUAAUAAGUGGCUUCCUUUUGGAUAAAAUUACAGCAACAGUUAUAUUUGUACAAUUUCAAGCGUUUCAUGCCAAAAUAAGUGAUCCGAUUAUUGGAGGAACCUAUAUGACAUUAUUGAAUACUGUAUCAAAUCUUGCUGGUGCUUUAGGAACUACUGUCUCUCUCGCUCUAAUAGAGCGUUUGACAAUUCAUUCAUGUACGAAAAAUGCCAGUCAUUCUGGAAUACAUACAAACACUAGUGGGGUAUUUUUAAAUAGUUCAUUGGCUACUGAAAAUACCACUUGCUAUACUUUAGAUGGAAAUAACACAUGUAUUAAUCCAAUAGAAUCAUGCGUUAAAGUAUUCGAUGGAUACUAUAUUGAAGUGAUAGCUCUUCUCCUCGUUGGUUCAAUAUUAUUUGUAUUGUUCUUUUAUCCAAAAGCAAAAUAUUUGCAAAGUUUACCAGUAACGAAAUUUUAUUACAAUCCAACUACUGAUGAAUACAGUUGUUUUGGUCGUAAAUUUAACUGUUGUCGUAAAACGGAAAAUCAGUCUUUAACUAUAGUUGAUUAUUUUGAAAGUAUGGAAAACAAUACUGAUACUACUAGUACUGCUGCUGUUGCUACUACUACUACUACUACUACUACUACUACUAAUAAUAAUAAUAAUAAUAAUAAUAAUAAUGGUGAAAUCAAAUUACUACUGAACAAUUAAUAUAUAUAUAUGGCCACUGAUUAUUUUUUUAUUCAUUUAUUACCAAGAUGGAUAUUUUUAUAAUUAUGGUGAAUUUUUAUAUUCGGUUACUAAUAUUUUCUACUUAUAAAGAACAAUUUGAAAAUUUUAUCCUUUUUUAAAUUAUUUGUGGAAAAAAUUGAUUUAAAGUUACUUUUCUUCUUUCUUUAAAGAAAAAACAGAACUGUCAUUUAUUUUGUGUCGCAGAUAUUCUUAUUUUGUAAACUAAUGUGCAACCUUGUUUACUUAUAUUUUCAUUAUGCAUAAAUGAUUCGUGAAAAAUAUUAUCCUAUUAAGAAUGAAUGAUGAUAACCGUUACUUAAUGAAGAAAAGGAGAUGAAGUAUGUUUAGUGUUAUGUUCUUACUGUUUUUUUUUAUUAUUGUUUUUUGUUGUAUUCGAAAUGUUUUAUUUCUAUUCAGUUGGUUGGAUAUAUGAGAUCACGAAAUUAAUAACUGUCAUAUGUUUUCAUAUGUAAAUGGAAGAAACAAUGAUGCACAGAGAGAGAGAGAGAGAAAAUGAGAGUGAGUAGUGAUAUACAACGUAACUUUUGAUUUCUAAAUUUGCAGGGCAAUAUGAUUGUUAUUUUUAUAAUGAUUUUGUACUUAUCUACAGUCAGUUUGUAUACGACGAACGAUAUAUAAAGUUGAGUUAAAUAAAUUUGAAUGAAUGAAUCUGCAAUCUUUUAAUUGGUGGAUGUGUUUAAAUGUUCCGUUGAUGAACCGUUUUAUACAAUAAAUACCGUCUUCCAAAUUUAAAAUUUUAAUUGUUCGACAAACUGUCUGCAAUUUUCAGUUGAAAAUAAAUUUCUUACGUUUUGGAAAAUAAUUGUUUACCCAAAAUUUACAAAAAUAUAUAUAUAUAUAUUAAGAUACCGAGAAAAUGAAUUUAAACUGUUUUACAAGCUGAGUAUUCACACUAAUCGAGCAAGAAUAAACUUCAAUAUGUACUAUUGUUAUCGAUUAUAUUUUGAAUACUGCGUAACAGUUAAAGCCAGAACGCUCAUUUCAUCAUAUAUGGAACUCGUCGAUUAGAAGUAUUGACAUUUCACUGUAGGUGUCAAAACUGAGAUUUGGACUCAAUGCUCAUCGCUUCAAAACGAAUGGAUAGAACGAAAUUUUUGUUGUUCCUGGCAAUAUUCUUAGGUUUUGUAUUCCGUCUAAGUAACUAUUGGACGAAAGCUUUCUAAACUCUUGUUUGGUCAAAGAUGAUGAACUUACAGAAAACACAAGAAAGCGUUUCCCAUAGGUUUUGGACUGAACUGAGGUGAAUAAACCUAGUGUAAUUGGAUUCGAAACCGUAAGUCGUAAAUUGCUUUAUCUGAAAUGUGUGUUUGUCAGUAAAAAUCGUGCCUCAAAAGAAAUUACCAAAGGUUUGUGAUGCUUACUCAAGUUGUACAUUUCCUGCUCACCCAUCGCAUUGAAAUUAAUCAGAAUAUCAAAUUCAAAGACAUAAUGGUAUACCAAUUGAUGUUGCAGAAGCAGAAGAACAUGAGAUACCAUAUAAUUAUAUAAUUAGUGUACAUUCUGAACUGAAAAGAUGCGAUUUAUCUGGAAUGGAGUACUAUCAAAAGGAACAAUAAAAUGGAACGAGGCUUUCAAACGUUGAAUAAUAAGUUUCCCAGGUGUCGAUAAGCUGUCAAUAGCACAGUCAGAAGGGAAAUGAAUCCUUCAGAUGAUUGGAUAAUAAUAAUAAUAACUACGAUACCUAUCAAAAACAACACAAGACCGUCAAACAUACGCGCAAUUAAUAACAUAAAUCAAGCUCAAUGAAUUAAAAAUUGCCGAGCUUCCCAGGUUAAGCUACGUUUCAAUCAGUAGCAUACAUGAUACAGAAUAAUUAAUAAGAUAGGAAAAAUGUAGCAAUACAAGUAGGAAACGCGUUUAAAAUAUCGGAUAUAAAUGCGUAUGAUUCCCAAGUCUCGUAACGAUUGAUAUUGAUAUAAGUUACGGAAUAAUAAUAUUAUAGUGUGGUAAACCGGGGAAAAAUGAAAUUAAUGCUGAACAGAUAUAACAAUAUAUGCUUGUAUGGACGAAUAGAGUUGUCUAGGAUAGAAGACAACCACUAGGUUUCCAAAGGUGGUGGUCUAACAUCAAUCGGUUCAUGAUCUCAAUCAAAAAAUAUUAUUAAUUGAUGGUAUGUGUGUAUAGUAGACGAAAUAAUGGUUAAACUAGAAGGAUAAUGAUGGUUAUUUAUAAUAAAUAAUCGUAUCAGGUCCUUUUUGAACUGAGAAAUGUGUAUGAUGUAAUUUUCUAACCGGAUGAAAAGUGUUUCUGGAAAAUAAUAAGUUUU